GUAAUUCUCCGAGCCUGCACCCCACACAAUGGGUAUUCCAGAGCUGUGGAAUGUCAUCAAGGAGCAGGAUCGCAGCUUCCCAAUUGCCCAGCUCGCCGAAGAGCACUACAGGAAGCAUGGUCGACCCCUGAGGAUCGCCGUAGACGAAGCCGACUGGAGGUUCAACAAUCUGACCGCGCAACAAGUGUACAUCAUCCGCGAGAAAUCGAACGAGCCGGCCUUCCAGGGCAUCGAAAAGUCCAUCUUCUACCGCCUAUGCCGCCUCCUCGCACUCAACGUACAACUGCUAUUCAUCUUCGAUGGCCCCAAACGCCCUUGGAAGCGCGGACGGCCCAGCGGAAAGAUCGAUUACGAGAAGCUGAAGUUACUCAAGGAGCUGCUUCGCUACUUUCGAAUACCAUACCAUGAGGCGCCGGCAGAGGCCGAAGCAGAAUGCGCACGUCUACAAAUUCUGGGCGUGGUGGAUGCGGUGUGGUCGCAGGAUUCCGACACACUCAUGUUUGGUUGCGAUUUCCACAUUCGCGACGACCGCGUGGCGAAAGACAGGGGAAACAACGACCGCUCGAAGGAGAACACCAAGAAGAGCGGGAAGAGUGUCAGAGUUAUUCGUGGGCGUGAGAUACGCGAUGAGCAUAGCUUGGACCGCGAGGGGCUGGUACUGUUCGCCAUGCUGUGCGGUGGAGACUACGACCUGAAAGGUCUCCCACAGUGCGGCCCUGCGGCGGCCAUGGGCGCAGUCAAGGCUGGGCUCGGGAAGACUCUAUGUCAAUGCCGAACGAAAGCGGACUGUCUUAGCUGGAGGGAUGAGCUCGUGGACUGCCUGCAGAAGGCCAGAUUUCAUGGUUUCGUCCCUUACACUUUCCCCGACACCAGGACGCUGAACAAGUACUACCGCCCUACCAUCUCCACCGACGAACAGCUACGCAACCUACACAUGCUCCGAAAUGGGUGGGAUGGACCAAUCGACGAAACAAAGCUUCUCGAGCUGACUAGUUCGCGCUUCAAUAUUUGGGGGCGGCUGUAUAUGAACUGGGUAGGACCGGUCCUUCUCACUAAGUAUUUGGUGGCGAGAGACGCAUCCCUACCACGUGAGCAUAUCCACGAAAUCCGGCUCACCAAGCGGCGCGUAAAGAAGAACGAUGAGCAAGCCGUUCCACCUCUCGAGCGAAAUCUCACGUUCUCCCCCUUUGGUCUCACUACCCUCCAAAAGAAAGACUUCGAAGGUGAGCGAGCUGGAUAUUGGACAAGUGCUAUAAGCGACCCAUUUGAUCCAGAUCACCGCGUAGAGUGGGAGAUUCCGGAAUACCUGCUGCAGAAGGUACUCCCUCCUGAAGUUCUUAAUCCACCGCCCGCGGCGAAGAAGACACCGCAGAAGCGUAAGAGGAAGGCGCACUCCAAUGCGGAUGAUGAUGAGACGGGCGCCACGGUGCCUAAGAGCAAACGGACGGUUAGAACUAAACCGCGAAAAGAGAAUUCUCCACCCAAUACUAGCCAGCCGAGGCCAGGAAGGACCCCUCCUGCACACUCAGCAAACGCUCAGGGGCAGAGUUCCGCCGCACCUCUUCGACCAAUUCAAGGGAACGACUAUAUCAAUCUAUUGUCGUCGGAUGACGAGGCCCCUCGGCCGACAGAAUCUUACGGGGGAGAGGUUAUCGACCUGGGCUCGGAAUCUGAGGACUCAGAGGAUGAGAUGGAACAGCUGAACAGAGCUAUACGACUUAGUCUAGUUGGGAAAAGCCCAUUCAUCGAGUCCACGCCGACGAACCGCAGCAGGCGACCAGCUCCCAAAGACGAUAUUGCCUGGGUGGAUUGGGAGGAAGACCCAGAAAGCCUAUUUGUCCCUACCGAAUCUCCAAUUCAGAUGGGGACCAAGAGAGCCACGAUUAUGCCUAGCUUCCCCGCAACGGCGUCAGCACUAAGUCCUGACCGGCAAUCGAAAGAGCCUGUGAAGCAUACUGGGAAGAAGCCUCUGCGCGCCGCGCUCGAAGAACCCCCAAAUCAGGCCCUCUCAUCGCCACGCUUUACCUCCACGUUGCACCAGCCUAUGGCAUCAAAUUACGCGAGCCCGUCUCUUCGACCGGCAUCUUCGAUGCCGAAGGAAACUUUGACAGCUUCAAGGUCCCAGCUUGACAUCGUAGACGAGGGCGGCGUGCCGAGCCCCAAGAGCGUCGCACAGCUUCGGGCAGCGCGCCUGCAAUUCUUCAACUCUAACAGGGCAGCGCCUAUUGAUUCUCCGUCUGCAUCCCUUACUGCAAGUCCUUUAAAAUGCGUCCAAAAUCGCCAUACUCUGUCGAAACAAGACGCACCUGCAAAAGUCACUCAGGAGACCACAGACAUAGAGGUCAUUGAUUUGACAGAUCUUUAAGACGAUGCGGGACGCUGAAAGGCGCGGAGGAGGUCACAAUGGGAGACAGGAGCGAACGCAGCCCGUAUUGGGACAGGAAUUCUCAACAGGAAG
Molecule: messenger RNA, 2458 nt
Organism: Trematosphaeria pertusa
Lineage: Eukaryota; Fungi; Ascomycota; Dothideomycetes; Pleosporales; Trematosphaeriaceae
Exons: 3
Coding region: 29-2365 (778 amino acids)
Molecular function (GO): 5'-flap endonuclease activity
Source: RefSeq, a predicted model, not a curated record